Impatiens glandulifera is the source of this 683-nucleotide messenger RNA. Its product is annotated as histone H3.3. The record is from RefSeq and is a predicted model, not a curated record. Bases 86 to 496 code for a protein of 136 amino acids. Lineage: Eukaryota; Viridiplantae; Streptophyta; Magnoliopsida; Ericales; Balsaminaceae. Gene Ontology annotation, cellular component: nucleosome. Gene Ontology annotation, molecular function: structural constituent of chromatin; protein heterodimerization activity; DNA binding. The transcript has 5 exons.
CCAAGAUCCCUCUUCUUCCUCUUCACCAAUUCCCUUGUUUUUCAGAUCUUCCUUUCUCAAGUAAAUCUCUUUUCGAUCUUUUGAGAUGGCUCGUACCAAGCAAACUGCUCGUAAGUCAACCGGUGGUAAGGCUCCAAGGAAGCAGCUCGCAACAAAGGCUGCUCGUAAGUCUGCCCCAACUACUGGAGGUGUGAAGAAGCCUCACAGAUACAGACCCGGAACCGUCGCCCUUCGUGAAAUUCGUAAGUAUCAGAAAAGUACUGAGCUCCUGAUCAGGAAGUUGCCAUUCCAGAGGCUUGUUCGUGAAAUUGCCCAGGACUUUAAGACUGAUUUGAGGUUCCAGAGCCAUGCUGUUCUGGCUCUUCAAGAGGCUGCUGAAGCUUACCUAGUUGGGUUGUUUGAAGACACUAAUCUCUGCGCCAUUCAUGCCAAGCGAGUGACCAUCAUGCCCAAAGACAUCCAGCUUGCCAGAAGAAUCAGGGGUGAAAGGGCUUAGAGAGGGUUGUUUUUACAUUUGUUUUUCUUUAAAUGUUUACAGUCAUAGUUUAGGAGGAAAUCGAAAACUUUAUUAGUAGGAUGAAUGUUGACUGAUGAUGGUCUGGAUCUAUUUUCUUUUGGCUUAACUCAAUUGUGAUGAACAUGUCAUUUUGUUGCUUUUUAAGCUAGUUUGGCUAUUAUACAUA